CAAAGAACCAAGUCUCUUCGAUGUUCUGGACUUGAAAACUGAUGAUAAAGUGCAUUGAUGCUUCUUGCAUCUGAUUAGCGCUUUUUUUGAUCGAAUAACUCUAUUGAAACCUGCGUAUAUCUGAGGUACGGAGUAGUUGACGGUACCAUGUCCAACUUCGAACCCAAUGCGGUGAUUCGUGGUUUCCAGCUCACCGUGGUAGGAACGGUGCGCGCCCUUCAAAAUCCGGAACUCUUCAAACAUGAGCAUUUUCGGCAAGCGGCAAUUGCCAUAGCCGCUGGAGUUGCCAUCCAUAUCAUUGUGCAGAUACCUAUCCUUGCGAUCAAGGUCUUGCUUUGGAUAGUAUCAUUAGUUGCCGACUUGGAUCAUGCCACAUGGGAUGACAAGCUCCUUGAGGGCUUGGACUUUGUUUCCAAUUUCGUGCUUCAGGUGCCAUUCCUUCUUAUGACGUUGAUGCGAUAUAUUACUCCCACCCUGGAUGACAUUUUCAUGCAAUCCCUGAGAUGGGUCGACACGACCUAUGUCCAGAAGCAUAAGAAGGAUGACCCCAAGGAACUCCGCGCUAUGUACUACCCUAAUCUUGUAAUGUACUCCACCAAGGGUCCUUCAGGACCUUCCAAGCCAUUGCCACAGGCACUGGCGGCUUUUGCGAAGCGAUAUGGCCGCAAGGUUGGAAUGUGGGUGGGAAUAUACCUCCUGUCCUUGCUUCCGGUUGUUGGUCGAUUUGUUAUGCCCGCGGCCAGUUUCUACGCCUUCCGAAAGAGUGUAGGAACGGUCCCAGCGGCUGUCAUCUUCGGGUCGGGUAUAUUCCUUCCCAGGAAACUACUUGUUACCUUUCUACACAGCUACUUCGCAUCCCGCAGCUUAAUGCGAGAAUUGCUCGAGCCUUAUUUUUCCCGUGUCAAAUUCGAUAAGGAGCAAAAACGUCGAUGGUUUCUCGACCGCGAAGGUGUCCUGUUUGGAUUUGCCUUCGGUUUCACGAUCGCUCUCCGGACGCCAUUCAUCGGAGUACUCAUGUAUGGUAUUGCUCAAGCCUCGACAGCUUAUUUGAUUACCAAGAUCACGGAUCCACCACCUCCACCAGCAUACAGUUCAGGAUUCGUGGAGUCUCAGGUGAGAUGGAAGAAUAAGCAUGAGUUCCUGAAGCUGUCACUGGACAAUCUGGACAAGUACAAUGUGGAUCGCACCGCAUCCGCGACCCGACUGUUAAAUAUUCGACGAUUGGCGGAAAACACCCCAUCAUCAACGUCUUUUCCAGUUUCCACAAGCACAAGAACCCCUAAACAGCAGCGAAAUCGGCGCCGGGAAUUGCUCGACGAAAUCCGCACGGCAGUCAAGAUUGACUGGAGCAAGCCUGCCUGGGAGCAGCCUUAUCUACAUGUACGAAAUUGCUUACCAGAUGACAAUGUCUUUCGUUGUUUUUCUAACUUCCCGGCUUGCGCUAAGAUCGCAAACAAUGAGGUCGUCAAGAUCGAAUGCAUGGACUGGACUGGUGGCCAGAUUGGAAACAACGACUCUGCAGACGACCUUCGAAAUGUCGAUCUGAACCGGAUACACUACUUGUCAGGCCCAUUCGACAUCGAGACGGCCGAACCGGGCGAUGUGCUGGUUGUAGAAAUCCAGGACGUUCAGCCAUUCCAAGACCAACCAUGGGGCUUUACUGGCAUCUUUCACAAGGAGAACGGGGGUGGUUUCCUGGAUGACUUCUACCCUGAGUGCGCCAAGGCGAUCUGGGACUUUGAGGGAAUCUUCUGCUCUUCGCGACACAUUCCCCAUGUCCGCUUCCCAGGCCUCAUCCAUCCCGGUAUCCUGGGAUGUGCUCCAUCCGCGGAGAUCCUGGCGGAAUGGAACAAGCGUGAAGGAGAAUUGAUCGCUACUCACUCUCACCUGGGUCGCGACGUUGCAAAGCCACCAGAGCCAAAGUAUGCUCAUGCCGGUGCUGCCACCCCAGAGAUCAAGGAGAAGGUCGCUCAAGAAGGAGCGAGAACCAUUCCCGGCCGACCGGAGAACGGUGGCAACUGCGACAUCAAGAACCUAUCUCGUGGUUCCAAGGUCUACCUCCCUGUUCACGUCCCCGGCGCCAAAUUCUCCGUCGGCGACCUUCACUUCUCCCAAGGUGACGGCGAGAUCUCCUUCUGCGGCGCCAUCGAAAUGGCCGGCAUCAUCACGAUCAAGUUCUCCGUCAUCAAGGAUGGCGUAGCCCAGCUGGGUAUGAAAUCACCUAUCUUCCAUCCUGGUCCCGUCGAGCCGCAAUUCGGCCCGGGCAGAUAUCUCACCUUCGAGGGCUUCUCCGUCGACGAGAAUGGCAAACAGCACUUUCUUGAUACGACAGUCGCUUACAGGCAGACUUGUCUCCGUGUGAUCGAGUAUCUUCGUCGUUAUGGCUACGAUGACUACCAGAUCUAUCUUCUGCUGAGCUCUGCGCCUGUGCAGGGCCAUAUUGCCGGUAUCGUGGACAUUCCGAACGCGUGCACAACGAUUGGUUUGCCCAUGGAUAUCUUUGAUUUCGAUAUAAGGCCUGAAACGAAAGCCGUCAAGUUGGACAUGGGAACGUGUGCCUAUACAAGUGAUAAAAUGCAGAAAUAAUGACCUGGCACGCACAGGUUUAAUGGGGUAAGGGGAAAACUGGGGUGUGUGACUUUGAAGGAGUAUAACUAGUGUUCCUUUUAAGGGGAGUUGUCAGAGGAAAGGCUGCGGGGUGAUGUUGCGUAGGUGAUACCAAGUCUUAGUUAAGUCUUCUAGUUGGCGAGGUCU
Messenger RNA from Paecilomyces variotii, 2754 nucleotides. Its product is annotated as formamidase. NCBI's taxonomy places the organism in Eukaryota, Fungi, Ascomycota, Eurotiomycetes, Eurotiales, Thermoascaceae. The coding region runs from base 148 to 2586 and encodes 812 amino acids. Gene Ontology annotation, molecular function: hydrolase activity, acting on carbon-nitrogen (but not peptide) bonds, in linear amides. The transcript has 10 exons. The record is from RefSeq and is a predicted model, not a curated record.